CCAGCCAAAAUUUUGUCGCUCGUGAUUGUCGUGCUGCGUCAGAGCAAAUCCAUGGGCGGCUCUUCUAAGCGCGAACAGUACUAUUAUUGUUGUUAUUAUUAACGAGUGAAAAUGACCCUCCAUGGCGCCACUCCCACCCUCUCCCUCUUCCUCGUCCAUGGCGCUCUUCUCCGCCUUCCUCGUACUGGUGUCGCUCCCGACCCUAUUGGUGGCGAGAUCCGAGCCCACAUUCUACGACCCAGCUCGCGUUUCCCGCCUCUCAUGGCGCCCCAGGGCUUUUUUGUACAGGGGCUUCGUUUCUCACGAGGAAUGCGACCAUUUGAUCGAGCGAAGGACAAGCUGGAGAAGUCGAUGGUGGCGGACGAUGAGUCUGGGGAUAGCGUUGCGAGCGAUAUUCGGACGAGCUCCGGCAUGUUCUUGGAGAAGCACCAGGAUGAAAUUGUCGCUAGAAUUGAACAAAGAAUUGCUGCUUGGACCUUUCUCCCAGAAGAGAAUGGCGAAGCUAUUCAAAUCCUGCGCUAUGAGAACGGACAGAAGUAUGAUGAACAUUUUGACUAUUUUAACGACAAAAAUAACCAAGCACUAGGAGGGCAUAGAGUUGCUACAGUGCUUAUGUAUUUAUCGGAUGUAAAGAAAGGUGGGGAAACAGUGUUUCCUGAUGCUGAGGGAAAACUUUCUCAACACAAGGAUGAAACAUGGUCUGAGUGUGCAAGAUCUGGUUAUGCAGUGAAACCUAAGAAGGGUGAUGCUUUGCUCUUCUUUAGCCUUCACGUCGAUGGCACUACAGAUCCAAGUAGCCUCCACGCGAGCUGCCCGGUCAUCGAGGGCGAGAAAUGGUCAGCAACAAAAUGGAUUCACGUCCGUUCCUUCGACGAUCCGCCGAGGAGGAUCGCAACCAGGGAAUGCUCGGAUGAGAACGCAUUGUGCCCGAGAUGGGCUGCGACAGGGGAGUGCAUGAAGAAUCCCCUCUACAUGGUGGGCACCGAGGAAGCGCGUGGCUUUUGUCUGAAGAGUUGCGGAAUGUGCGAACCGGAGUAAUCCUUGUAACCGAUUCAUCACUGUCACUGUUUUGAUACACACGGUCUCUCUUUUUAUGUUUUAGUUUAUUUCAGAUUGUUGGGGUAAAAAUAAAUAUAUAAAUAAAUAAAAUAAAAGAUUAUGGUUGAUCCGUAA
Messenger RNA from Ananas comosus (pineapple), 1173 nucleotides. RefSeq names its product probable prolyl 4-hydroxylase 6. Gene Ontology annotation, molecular function: L-ascorbic acid binding; procollagen-proline 4-dioxygenase activity; iron ion binding. Gene Ontology annotation, cellular component: endoplasmic reticulum. The transcript has 7 exons. Lineage: Eukaryota; Viridiplantae; Streptophyta; Magnoliopsida; Poales; Bromeliaceae. Bases 112 to 1038 code for a protein of 308 amino acids. The record is from RefSeq and is a predicted model, not a curated record. Gene Ontology annotation, biological process: peptidyl-proline hydroxylation to 4-hydroxy-L-proline.